Molecule: messenger RNA, 643 nt
Organism: Onthophagus taurus
Lineage: Eukaryota; Metazoa; Arthropoda; Insecta; Coleoptera; Scarabaeidae
Source: RefSeq, a predicted model, not a curated record
UUCGUAUUUAUUAUAGAAAUAAAAAUGAAAUUUGUUUUCCUCAUUAUUUCUUUAGGCGUUGUCUGCGAAGCUUUUUCAGCCUCCCAUCGUCAUCAUAUUAAGAAACAUCACCAUCAACUUCGUGACGGUGACCCCACAUCGACUGAAAUUUCUUCUGAUUCUCCCACUGAAACUACAACUUCACAAAUUUAUCCACCUAUAUUAGGACCAGGACCCGUUCUUUUAUGCCAUUGUGGAGUUAUUUGUAGAAUUGAACCUGUUCCAAUUGAAAUAACUGAAACGACUGAAACAAUUUACACAGCUCCAACAGAAACUUCUCAGAGAAAACGACAUAUGUUUCAUAAUAAGAAGAUUUUCAAUGCUGCUAAUAAAAAACAUCAUCAUGCUGUUAGAAAUGAUAUAAAGAAAAGAUAUGUUCGACAUUAUUGUUUUUGCCGUCGCUGUCCUAAAUCAACUACAACAAAACAACCAGAUGUAUCAACAAUUUCACAAGAACCAACAGUGGUAAAUCCUGGACCAAGUUAUUUUAUUUAAUUAUUUAUUAAAUGAAUCUACGUGAUAAAAAAACAUCAAACAUCAUUGAAAUGUUAUUGAUUUAUUGUAUUAAAUCUUCAAAAUAAAGAUUAAAGAUUUUCUUAGCCAC